Messenger RNA from Tripterygium wilfordii, 1632 nucleotides. RefSeq lists its product as uncharacterized. The record is from RefSeq and is a predicted model, not a curated record. The coding region runs from base 395 to 1303 and encodes 302 amino acids. Lineage: Eukaryota; Viridiplantae; Streptophyta; Magnoliopsida; Celastrales; Celastraceae. The transcript has 3 exons.
ACACGAAAAUGAAUACCGAAAUGGAAUUUCCCCUUCGAUGCUCUAAUGUUGACGCGCAAUCAAAACGCAAAUCUAAGUCCAACGUUCCUCUUAGUUCUUCCUCCUUCCUCCGGCGGCUUUCUCCUUCCCUGCGACGUACUCGGGAAUUCUAACUCUAAUCCUCAUCCAACGAAUAACAGUUGCAGUCCACUUAACAAGGUAUGUUUUUCUCCCUCUUCAAUUUUGGACGAAUUGUUUGCAGAUCUUUGUAAGCAUCGUAUGAUUCUGUUGGUCAUCGCAAGGGACGAUACGAGAAUGGUAUCGUCGGCAGUUUGCAUCUUUCGCUGGUAUGGCUACACCUACACGUGCUUAACUUGCGGAUAGUGAUACAUGAAAAGCUUAUAAGAAGAAAGAAAUGAUUGGAGUUUCUCCAGACGAGGGAUGUGGGCGACGACGUUUGCCGCCAUGGAUGUUUGGAUUAUCUGGUGCUGGUAAACUUAAGAAGCCUGAUAAUGAAAAUGCAAGCAACAAUUCUGUAGAGGACCAACUUGCAUCGGAAGCUGUACAUCUCAAGGACGAAACUGUUGCAGCUCAAAAUGUGGCUGCCACAGAUGGAAAAUUAAGUGUUGAAAAAAGUUUACAUUCCCUUGCACGAUGUGAAACGAAGAGAAGGAAAAGAAACUCGUGUCGACAAGAUACAGAAACUGAUAAGAAGGCUGCUCAGGUUCCUUCUGAUAACAAAAAACGUAAAAGACUAGGUAGGAAAGUUGAGGAAUGUGCACGUGGAAGAAAAGGAAAUGCGAUGUGCAAUGGCUUCUCCGGCAGCAAUGAAGUUGAAUCUCAGCGUGAUGAUGAUAAGGGGGAGCUCACAGCAGAAGAUUUAUUAAACAUUGCCGAAGAGUAUGUCGAAGCUGGAAUUAAUGUGGAGCACCCAAAGUCAUCAAAUAUGGAACCUCAAUCAGCUGCAGCUCUUUCUAGGAAUGUGUCAAUGAGUUAUGUCAAUGGUUCUAAUAAUAUCAGUAGAUCAAGUACUCAAGAAGAUAUUACUAACUCUUAUUCAACUAUGGAUCAGUCAAGGAAACAAAACUUUCCUGACACUGGCAGAACUGGGGAUCCUGCACAGGACAUGCUGGACUUGUUUUUAGGUCCUUUGCUUAAGAAAACUCGAGAGGAGGAACAAAAUUCUGAAGUAAUUUCAAAGGAUAUGACAUUCAACUAUGAUUUUCAAAAGGAAAGUCAGCAUGAUGUUGCUGCAGAUGAAAUGGCCCCUGUAAUGAAGAAGAAGAGCAGUCUCAGGGAUCAGGUCUCACGUUUACUUGACUGAGUAAGAUAUUAGUAUCUGUUUUAUUUAUACUCAUAUGCUACAUGAAACCUGAAAUUGUAAUAUAUGAUAUGCAAUAGUUUCAUAAUGUCUGCUAAUUAAUCUUUCCUGGAUUUGAUAGCCUUUAAUUGCAAAUCUUUGACCGCUUUAUCUUGGUCUGGCGGUAUUCGGUAAUAUGGAUGAUAUAUAUGUUCACAAAUCCAAUGCGGUAAUUGCAUACAGAAAUACCGAGUACUUGAAAAUAACAAGGACUAGAUCUGUCUAUGUAAAGAAUUGAUUUGUAUAUAUUUUGUAAACAAAGCAAUUCGUAAGGACUGGAUUUUUUGUUAGUA